AUGAAAGCCAAACCACAGUUACCCAAAACACCUACCACCACACAAAUCUCUUGGGCCAACAGGGUCCGUGUUACUGAUUCCAGCACCAGAUUCACUUUGGAACCUCUUGAACGCCAGCCCCCAGGUCAUCGUUUGAAGGUUUCAGAAGACAUGCUAUUAGACAACGCAGAACAGUGGAACCGAUGUAUGGUUGGAUUUUUUCCUGGUUUUCGGAUGCCAUACCAUACUGUCAAUACCAUUGCCUCACGGGUUUGGAAACCAUAUGGCCUAGAGAAUGUUACUACGACAUCCAAUGGCUUCAUAAUAUUUAGAUUUACAACAGAAGAGCAGAUGCAUGUAAUUCUGGAGAAAGGACCUUGGAUGUUUGGAGGGAAAAACGUUGUUCUUCAGCAAUGGCAUCCUCACAUGCAGUUUGACAAAAACAAAAUCUCCACCUUACCUGUAUGGAUUCGACUGCAUGGGCUGCCAUUCCCUCUAUGGUCUAAGCAGGGAUUAAGCCUGGCUGCUAGCAUGGUCGGGCGACCUCUUUCAUGUGAUGAAUCAACUUACAAUUGCACGAGGCUAGAAUAUGCAAGGAUUUGUGUGAAAAUUGAUGCUUCCCUGCCCUAUAUCCAUGGAUUUGAUAUUGACAGUCCACUAUCAUCUGAGCCUAUUGCAAUCAAGGUUGAAUAUGAAUGGAAACCUACUAGAUGUGCAAAGUGCAGCGUAUUUGGUCAUUCAUGUCCUCUUAUUUCUGCACCGGCUCCUGCUCCUGAUCCUGUUAUUACUGUCCCUGUCCAAGACAAAGGUAAAACAAUUGCUAUUGAUCCAUUGCCACUAAACACCGAUUCCAACCCUUCCUCAAGUAACCCUGUUGUGCCUACCACCAAUACAUUAACCUCCCCGAUCACAACCAAUCCCUCACUACCCAUCCUACAUAAAGACACCAUCCCUCCACCUUUAAACCUCGAUACUGUUUUGAACCCUAUUCAAAAUAUAGCCACUGCCUCAUUGCCUCCUGCAACACCUUCCACUUCUCAACCCACGCUAACACCUACCAUAGAGCAUGCAAAUGAUCUUUUAAACAAAACCCAUAAAGAACCUUCACCUUCUCCCCAAGUUGAUGCUUCUAUUGAAUUUCCACAUUCCCCUGCUUUGGACACAAUCGAAUGCAUGGAAAGUAAGAUGGACUCUUUAAAGAGUCACAGUGAUGCCUUUUCGGCAGUUGAAGUCUCAGCUGAAAAUUCAACAGCUUCAAUCCCUCUUAAUGACAGCCAUGCUGGCUCCCCUGUUCCUUCACCGAAAACAAAUAAAAAGAAGAAGGGAGGCAGGAAACGCAAAGAGGCCAAGGAAACCAGGAUCACAGCCCCUCACCUCGAUACAGUUGCUUCCACCCUUGCCAUUUCCCCUUGGAAAUACACAUCCAACAUUAGCUCUUCCUCCAACUGCCGAAUCUUAAUCUGUUGGAACUCACAAAAGCUCUCACUUACUUAUACCACCUCCUCUGACCAAUGGUUAACUUGUGACAUUAACCAUAGCUCCUCCCCUACAUCCCACAUCAGAAUCACUUUUGUUUAUGGUCACAAUACCCCAGCUGAACGUAAUGCUCUUUGGGCUUAUCUUUGCACUGAAAGUUCCAACUCCUCUUGCACCCCCUGGAUUGUUCUUGGUGACUUUAAUGCCAUAUUGCAAGCGGGUGAUCGCUCAGGAGGGGAUACCAAUUGGUAUCGUCACUUGGAUGACUUUCCACGUUGUAUCAGUAAUGCAGGGCUUCUUCAAGUCCCAUACACAGGCCUAAAAUAUUCUUGGCACAACGGGCAGCAAGGGGAUCACGUAAUCCAGAAAAAAUUGGAUUGGAUAUUUGGAAAUUCUAACUUGUUUGCUAGUUUCCCUGCAGCUCAAGCUAUCUUUUUUCCAAGGGAAAUUUCUGAUCACAGUGCCAUGCUACUAUCACUCAAUCCUCAAGCUCAACAACAACAAUCCACAUUCAAAUUUUUGAAUACUUGGACUGAUAGAGAGGAUUUCAACGAGGUUGUUAGCAGAUCAUGGCAUACUACAGUUUUUGGUAAUCCUAUGUACCAGUUCACUAGCAAACUUCGUCUCCUGAAACAUGAGCUGAAGAAGUUUCAUCAUCAGCAUACAAAUCACAUUUCUAGUCGGGUUGCACAGGCCAAAGCUGCAUGGUUUGCUGCACAAACUUCCUUGGAUUGCAAUCCAUCUUCAACCGCUGCUAACGCCAUUGAAAGAGAGUGUGCAAAACUAUACAUGCAGCUGUGCAAAGAUGAAGAAUCGGUUCUUCAGCAGCGCUCAAGAAUACAGUGGUUACAACUUGGGGACAAAAACACAAAGUUUUUUCAUAAUUCAUUGCUGCAUCGGCAAGUCAGAAAUCGCAUUCACAGUUUGCAAGAUGCUACAGGCACUUCAAUCACUGAUCCACAGGCGAUGGGGAAGCUUGCUUCCACUUAUUAUGAGCAAUUACUAAAUGCUCCCCAAACAACUCACAAUCAUGAUUUCCAGCAUGUUUUCUCCAAGAAGAUUUAUGCAGCAUCUAGUUCAUCCUUGCACCUACCAAUUACUGAUGAUGAAAUUAAGAAUGCAUUAUUCUCAAUCCCAGACAACAAAGCUCCAGGCCCUGAUGGUUACAAUGCAUUUUUCUUCAAACAUUGUUGGAGCAUUAUAGGUGUCGAAUUCAUUACAGCAGUCAGGUAUUUUUUCAAUACCAAUUCUCUGCCAAGAUGUGUCAAUGCCACCCGAAUCGCCCUUGUACCCAAAGUUCAGAAUCCAGCUUGCAUGCAUGACUUUCGACCGAUCUCUUGUUGCAAUGUUCUGUAUAAAUGCAUUUCCAAGAUUAUUGUGAGCAGGUUAAAGACAACUUUGGUUGAUGUAAUUGGACCCUCUCAGUCGGCUUUCUUACCAGGAAGACAUAUUUCUGAUGCCAUACUACUCACACAGGAACUCAUGCAUAAUUCACAUCAUCAAAAUGGCCCUCCCCGGUGUGCUCUUAAGGUUGACCUAACGAAAGCUUUUGACACGGUGAGAUGGGAUUUUAUCAUAGCAGGUUUAAAGGCUAUUGGUCUUCCCAGCCAACUGAUACAUUGGAUCGAAAUUUGCAUCUCCACGGCACAUUACACUGUCAAUCUAAAUGGGGCACUGCAUGGCUUCUUCACUGCUACAAGAGGCAUUAGACAAGGCGAUCCACUCUCCCCUUAUCUGUUUGUUCUGGCAAUGGAAGGUUUGGGUGGAAUACUCAGUCAGCAAACACAGCAAACCAAAUUUAAAUACCAUUGGCGUUGUGCUCCGAACAGAAUUACCCAUCUUUGUUUUGCAGAUGAUCUCAUGCUCUAUUGUCAUGCAGACACCUAUUCGGUUGGCAUAUUCAAGGCGUGCUUGGACACAUUUUCAGAGCUCUCAGGUCUCACUAUCAAUCACGGCAAGAGUUCACUAUACCUUUCAGGCAUAGAUGAAGCCACUAAAACCAGUAUCUGCAACCAGAUGGGAAUCCAAAUGGGAACUCUUCCAGUACGAUAUCUUGGUGUCCCACUAAUUUCAACACGGCUUACACAUGCAGAUUGCCUUCCCCUGAUUGAUCGUAUCAUUUCCAGAAUUAAACUUUGGACUUCCUCUUCUCUUACCUAUGCUGGCCGACUUCAACUUAUUAAAUCGGUUCUAUUUUCUAUACAAGUUUAUUGGUCUUCCAUGUUCAUCUUCCCGCGAGCUACCAUUCAGAAACUAGAGAGUAUACUGUCUGCAUUUUUGUGGAAGGGUUCUUCAAUGUCUCAUGCUGGAGCAAAGGUUGCUUGGCAUACUCUCUGUUACCCGUUAAAAGAAGGAGGACUGGGAAUCAAAAGUCUCACAACUUGGAAUAAGGCAGCUACUAUGAAACAUAUAUGGCACCUUUUAGUUGACAAGGAUUCUAUAUGGUCUGUUUGGGUUACAACAAUUCUUCUUCGCAAAAGACCAUUCUGGUACAUUCCCAUCCCUUCAUCUCCAUCUUGGUCCUGGCGGAAAAUUUUGCAGAUACGGGAAGAAUGCAGAGGAUGGUUCAUCUCACACGUUGACAAUGGUGCUUCUACUUUUCUUUGGUAUGAUUUUUGGCUUCCAGGAGGACAUCGGCUGCUUGAUUUAAUCCCUUUGCGGAGUCUAACUUCCACAGGCUUAUCUUGGAAUGCAAAGGUUGAAGACAUUAUACAAGAUCACAGUUGGGACUUCCCAACUACACUGCAGGAGCUGUACCCAAUAUGGAAUUCCAUCACAUUCAAUCCUCAUCCAACAAGAGAGGAUCAAUGGCUAUGGACAGGACAUCAUUCAGGCACGUUCAACAUUCAUUCUGCAUGGGACAUGCUCCGGGAUAAAAAACCAACUGAUUGCAUGCAUCAUCUACUGUGGUUCAAAGGCCAUAUUCCUCGACAUGCCUUCAUCCUAUGGUUAGCUAGCCUUGGUAGGUUACGCACCAUGGACAGAUUGCAUGGUGCAGUCAUGAACUCCCAAUGUGUCUUAUGUGAUCAACAUGACGAAACUCAUGGACACUUAUUUUUUGAAUGCACUUAUACUAAAUCAGUAUGGGAGACAGUGUGUAACAGAGUCAAAGUCUUUUGGCCAAUUACACCGUGGCGAAAUCUUCUUCAAUGGGCUGCAUCACACUACACGAAGAAGAAUAAUAUGGAUCACAUUAUAGCACGACUCCUCUUAUCAGCUACUGUUUAUUUCCUUUGGCAUGAAAGGAAUAACAGAGUUUUCAAUAACAAUGCUCAAGCACACCAUACGACAGCAGAGGCGAUAUUUCAACAGAUAAGGACACACAUUGCAAAUAUGGACCAUGCAGGCACCAUCUCAGCCAUGACUCUUCUCUCCUGGAACCUCCAAGACGCAUAG
This is a messenger RNA of Populus trichocarpa (black cottonwood), 4851 nucleotides long. RefSeq lists its product as uncharacterized. The transcript is spliced from 2 exons. The coding region runs from base 1 to 4851 and encodes 1616 amino acids. The record is from RefSeq and is a predicted model, not a curated record. NCBI's taxonomy places the organism in Eukaryota, Viridiplantae, Streptophyta, Magnoliopsida, Malpighiales, Salicaceae.